AUGUUGCAGUACUUGUACUGGAAAAAAUGUCAGCCGCUAGAGGGCGACUGUGCAUUUAAUCCUAAACUGUCCAUGCGCCCUCUAAUGAGGAACUGGAAUGAAGCAGCUGCCACGCGGAGAGACAAUUUUGACUAUGAGAAUGGUCGAGGUCGUGGUAACGUGAAGAUUGAUGAAAAUAUCACAGAAGAGUAUCGGUUGAUGGAGCCAGUUGUGCCAGAUCCUGUAGCUGCUCCUCAGAAUAACGCCAAGCCCGCGAUGCAGAAGAUGUUGGCUACCAUCCCUGCCUUAUGUGCUCAGAGAACAUUGGAGAUGUUUAAUAAGGAAGGCGUGACUUACAAACCGGCAGCCACACCGGUUUCCGGUAACAUGGAGGACCAGGAAGAUGUCAACUCUUUCCGGAACGGGCCUCGUGAUAAAAAAGAGUUCAUGUACAAGGAAGAGAGUGAUUCAGCAGGAGGUGGAAAUUCUGAGGCUGCUAAGAAUGGUACUGCAAAGAAUACAAAUGAUGUUUUGGGCACACCUGCCAAGGCUAGUGGACUGAAAGGUACUCCACCAGAAAAGCCAUUUGGCGAUGUUGGUAGCACACCGGAUAAUCCGUUCAUCAUUGAAAAUGCUGAUCCGGUGACAUCAGAUUCAGAAAUUGAUCUUGACGCAGUAACUAUUAGCAAGUUCAUAUCUAAAUCAAAGGAACAUGAGUUGGCUGGGAAGAGGAAGCGAACAAUUCCCAAAAAAAUUCAAUCUCCCUAUGCUCUAGACAGACGCACCAAGCGUCAAGUCCGUGGUUCAUCCACAAAAGCUCUGAAUUUCGAUGACAAACCUGGAGCAGAUACAAAUGCAAAACCGGAUGCAUCAUGUGAGUUGACGCCUGAACUAGUAGAUGCAGCUAUAGUCUUCCUCGAGCUUGCAUCUCGCUCAGACCAACACAAAAAAAAGAAUGUCUACCGGAGUGCCAGGGGUGAUGAAGUUAACGCUGAACGUCUACGCGUUGUUAUCGACGAAAGAUGGCUUUCAGAUGAUGUCAUAGAUGCUUACAUAGGGCAUUUGGAACUCCGUGUUGGGGAUGAUCGAUUCUUGUGUCCAGCAUGGAGAUCCAAAUUUCUAGUAGACCGGGCAAAUGCGGGAGACAAACCCAAAGAAUCCAGCAAGAACAUGGAUAGCGCGAUGGUAAGAUCUGGCUCGGUCGGUAGAGUGGUGACGGAAUACACCGUCCGUGACAAGGUUUAUUUUCCACUCAACAUUGGCAAUACACACUGGACGACCGUUGUCAUGCACACACCGAAGCAAGAAUUCCAAGUUCUCGACUCGCUUUAUCCUCUAGAGUUUACGUUGGAGACUGUUGAGGCACUUCGGCGCCAAAUUGCAGACGACAUGCACGUGGCCAACGAAGUCACGAGUGGAAAUCAUCCCGACGUUUCAAAGUGGCCGAUAUUAGAGUACGACAUGCCGCAGCAACAUGACGGGAACUCUUGUGGAUUGUUUGUGAUGGAAUGCAUGGAGCAUUGGGAUGGGGAUCGGAUGACUGCAGAGAUAUCACAGAUCAAAAUUAAUGCAAGGCGAAGAUGA
Molecule: messenger RNA, 1563 nt
Organism: Lolium perenne
Lineage: Eukaryota; Viridiplantae; Streptophyta; Magnoliopsida; Poales; Poaceae
Biological process (GO): protein desumoylation; proteolysis
Cellular component (GO): nucleus
Molecular function (GO): deSUMOylase activity
Source: RefSeq, a predicted model, not a curated record